AUGAGAUCGUGUGUAAAGCUGGGCACCGCGUGGCUCCUAGGUAUUCACGUUGCAGCAGUUGCGAGCUCGUCAGCCGCUGGCACUGUUCUGUUUGACUCUCUGCUAAGGGAAGCCAGGGUGCGCUACACAGCUGCCGGCGCACGUUUAACCCAGGAAGAGCUUGCCAAUACGGUGACUGAAUCCCUGAAGAAGGCGUCGCAGCUCCUGGGACUCAGUGUGCCCGUUGUAAGCGGUGACUGCGAAUUCGAUUUCUCCUCGUUUUGUCCUGAGGGAUGGGUGUCUUCCGGUGACGGUGUCCACUGUGAGGUGGUACAUGCUGGUUCCGCCGAUGCGGGGUGCUGCGGGAGUCAACUAGACAUGCGGAAUAAGUCCCCCUUGGAUAAGCUGAGCCUUGCGAAUAUGUGCAACGUAAAGUGGCCUUGUCGCGCAUCGGAGGUCUACGUUUCGUCGGAUGAGGGUAUCUGUCCUCAGUUCUGGCACAGAGAAGGUGGGUCGGCCUCUCAUGUUUGCCAACACUCUGAAGGGGAGGAAUGCGUGGCAGACCACACCUACGUGGGACCUUGCGACACACGUCUUAAUUUCACGGGGAAGGGUCAUCAGGAGCGUGAAGACAUCGCUCGGAAGUGCGGGCUCUCGUAUUCGCGCACAGCCGGGCUCCUGGAUGAGGGCAGCGACUGGUCUGCAGAUUGCCCACUGGGGUGGUCGCUGCAUGAGGAUGGCACAUGCAUCCUAAACGCUGAUCAGAGUGCUGGAAUGUGCGGAAGAGCACUAAAGUUUGUGGAUAUUCGUGACAAGCGCGAUAAGGCUCGGCGUUGCGGCCUUGUGUGGCCUGUCAAAUUAGCGAAAGUUGAGUCGAUGUGUCCACUGGGGUGGCGGUAUGACGAGGAGAACGAGCUGUGCUUGGCGCCUCCAAGUUACACGGGCCCCUGCCAGUUAAGGAUGGACUUUAGAAACUACACUGCUGCAGAAAAGGCUCUCUGGGCCCACGUCUGUAGUGGUAGUUUCCUAGAUGGUGGUGUGGCGAAGGAUGAGCCCACUAAAACCACGUCAAAUGUGUCGUACCGCAGCGGCGCCCUGGACCAUGCGUUAUCCGUCGUUCGCUUUAGCAAACCUGUUAAAGAUAUGCGGGUUAUUGAAAAACAGCUUGAGAGUAGGCAUCGCUGGGGCGCUAUUUCAUCUGAAUCAGAGCUUCGCCGUCUGCGUAAGACGACUAAUGAUCGCUUGUUUAUUAGCACCAUCAACGUAAGCCUUCUUGCUGUUUGUGCGCUAACGUCUGUACAGAAAAGUAUCGCAUCCCUGCGCUCGCAAUUGGACAAAGCCGCUGGUACAACACCAGCGUUCAUUCAGCUGGAAUCAAUGCACCUCACUCCCGAAAGCACGAAUUGCCCUUACGGCUGGCGUCAAUUCGAUGGCGUCUGUGUUGCUGGUGAAACCUACAGCCGCAUAAUGCCGGGGUGCAGGACAAUACAUCACUUGUCGGACGGGUUUGACGAACGAUGCCGUGUAUCGCACCGCACCGAGGAUGUGCUGGAAGAUUUUGUUCGCGCAUACUGCCCGUUGGGCUGGCGCAUCCGCCGGGUGUACUACGGAAACUUGGUGCGCCACAUAUGCGUGGCACCAUCCGAUUGGAGUGGGGCCCAAAAGGCCGAAUGCGGCGGCACAACUGUGGACUUUUCCGCCAGGUCACCUGGUUUCAAACGGCGGUGGGCGUUCGCCUGUGGACAGCGAUUUCCCCAAUUUACGGACGCUCAUGCGGCGAGGUGCGCUGAGAACUUCUAUUGGCGAUGCCCGGCGGAAUGGAUCCACGAAGGAGAAGACUGCGUUGCACCCCAACAUUACGGUGGGCCCUGCCCUCCAAAAGUGCCCGUAUCGCAACUUGCCAGCGCUAGCUUGAAGGCUGCGUUUUCGCAGCGUUGUCACGCUGCAUGGCCAUGUAUAGGAUACUGUGAGAAAGAUUACAGUGCGGAUUGCCCGGAGGGGUGGAUUCGAACGGACGAAGGCUGCAAGCUGUCAUCCAAUAGCGACGGAGGCAGUUGCGGCAACCAUAUCGUCGUGCCGAAGUCAGUCUUCCUAAUGUCGUGA
Molecule: messenger RNA, 2082 nt
Organism: Babesia ovata
Lineage: Eukaryota; Apicomplexa; Aconoidasida; Piroplasmida; Babesiidae
Product: Plasmodium falciparum CPW-WPC domain containing protein, putative
Exons: 10
Coding region: 1-2082 (693 amino acids)
Source: RefSeq, a predicted model, not a curated record